UCUAGGAAAACAACUUAAAGAAAACUCAAGGAAAAGCCAAAGAACAGGUCAUGAUGACGCGGACCAACCACAGCUAGGUGAAGGUCCUUCCCGGAUUGACCCUCCACCUUCCCUUAAUAAUCCAAUAUCUCCUUCCAUUUAUAACCCAAAGCAUUUCACCAAGAAACAAACAAAAGCAAUAGCGCUCUCAGACCCAGCGCGUGAGGUCCUCCGACCUCCGCACAUGCCCACCCUAGGGGCUGUGCUCGAGGUCUCCGAUCCCAUGUCUGACCCCCGCGCCCGGCCACCGCCAUCACAACCAUGGCAACCGUCAGAGGCGCAGCCACGGCCGAUAUCUUCGCUUUACAAGCAGCACUCGUGGUCUCCGGACGCGUACCGCGAUGAGGCGUGGCUUCGGCGCAAGGGCAACAGCAAGAACCGCAGGAGCAAGAGCGUGACGGACGAGGACCUCGACGAGCUCAAGGCCUGCAUCGAGCUGGGCUUCGGCUUCGACGACUCGUUGUCGCCAGAGCUGGAUCAGCGCUUGUCUGAUACUCUGCCUGCUCUCGGCUUGUACUACGCCGUCAACAAGCAAUACAACGACACCGUUUCCAAGCCAACCACCACCACUCCGCCUUCCUCAACGCCGUCCGAGUGCGACAGUGCUCCGUCUCCCCUCGGCAGUCCCCACACCACUAUAUUCUCCCCAGGUGAUAAUCCUCAGACGGUGAAGACAAGGUUGAAGCAGUGGGCCCAGGUCGUUGCUUGUACGGUGCGGCAAUGUUCAGGCUGAAUUGAAUAUCGGGACCAGGAUUAAGUGCGAACCAAACCCCAGUUAGCAAAGUAACCAAACAUCAAUGCCGACCUCCUUCCACAUGAUUCCCCCACCGACUUUUGCUUGGUUUUGUUAUUAUCAGUAAGAUUAAAGUAAUCUGAACGAGACCCAUUAAAUGAAAACCAACUUGAUUGACUUUUU
Molecule: messenger RNA, 955 nt
Organism: Alnus glutinosa
Lineage: Eukaryota; Viridiplantae; Streptophyta; Magnoliopsida; Fagales; Betulaceae
Exons: 2
Coding region: 224-772 (182 amino acids)
Source: RefSeq, a predicted model, not a curated record